AUGGGAGGCCAGCAAUCGGACGCGAAAACAAAGCGCGUGGCUUUGGUCUGCACCUCGGCGAGCGCCAUGGGCGAACACGCCACCGGGGCGUGGCUAGAGGAGAUCGCGACGCCGUACUACGCCAUGAUCGAUGCCGGGGUUGACGUGGACGUGAUCUCCAUCGCGGGCGGUUCUAUUCCCUUAGACGCCGCGUCGUUAUCGGGAGAUUUCUUCACCCCGGACUGCGACAAGUUCACCAAGGAUGAGACGGCGCAGAAGGCGAUGAAGAACUCCACCGCGCUCGCAAAGGUGAAAGCGAGCGAUUACGACGGCGUCUACCUCGCGGGCGGACACGGGACGUGCGAAGACUUUUACAAGAACGACGCGCUGACGGCGUUCAUCGACGCAUUCGUCGCCGCGGGGAAGGCUGUGGCGGCCGACUGCCACGGCCCGAUCGCUUUACUCACGUGCAAAAAGCCGGACGGCACGCCUCUGGUCUCGGGCGCCAAGGUCACCUGCUUCACGGACUCUGAGGAAAACGCCGUCGGCUUGGCGGAGAAAGUGCCGUGUCUCGUCGAGACUGAGAUGAAAAAGUUGGGAGCCAAGUUUGAAGGUACCGCUGAUUGGACACCGAACGCGGUGACGGAUGGAAAACUCGUCACGGGUCAGAACCCGGCGUCCAGCAAGGCGUGCGCGGACGCCUUCUUGGUGAUAUUGUAA
Ostreococcus tauri is the source of this 699-nucleotide messenger RNA. RefSeq names its product ThiJ/PfpI. The record is from RefSeq and is a predicted model, not a curated record. The transcript has a single exon. Lineage: Eukaryota; Viridiplantae; Chlorophyta; Mamiellophyceae; Mamiellales; Bathycoccaceae. The coding region runs from base 1 to 699 and encodes 232 amino acids.